This is a messenger RNA of Nycticebus coucang (slow loris), 5430 nucleotides long. RefSeq names its product general transcription factor II-I repeat domain-containing protein 2-like. Lineage: Eukaryota; Metazoa; Chordata; Mammalia; Primates; Lorisidae. The coding region runs from base 1424 to 2413 and encodes 329 amino acids. The record is from RefSeq and is a predicted model, not a curated record. The transcript has 7 exons.
AGGUCAUAGCUCUGAACUUCUAUUGGAAAUUUACUUCCACUUGCACGUCAUAUAUGAACAUUGAACACCAAACGGAAAACAAGCAAUUGAUUCAUCACAGUCAUGUGGAACCUGGGUGAAAGAGCAUAGCAGGAUAAAGAAAAGAUCUGAAAGAAACAACCAUGCCCCUUAUCAACACAUCUAUUCAAUAUCUAAUUAGAAGACAAAACCAGUGCAAGAGGAUAAGAAAACUAAGAGGCCUAGAGAAGAGGAAAUAACACUGCCAUUGCUCUCAGUUGACAUGACUGCAUAUAUAGCACACCCUAAAGAACCUACAAAAUAUUAUGUCUAAAACAGGAAGUUUGCAGGAUUACACUAUACAAGACUACCUUGUGAACUAAAAUAAAAUCUUACACCUCCAGCCAAGUGAGCGGAACGCUCUCUUGGCCAAGGGAACUCCAGAAAAACCAUAAAGCUGAGUUGCUAGCCCUGAGGAGAAGAAAGGAGUCCUAUUAAAAAUGAAGAUCUGGGAGAGAAUUGAAACUCUUCACUUUCUAAACUUUGCCCUUGUUAUUACCACUGUCACAAACACAUUUUAGAUGAAUCACAUAAAAUUUGCAAUAGUUGACUUUUUUUACAUACAAAAAUGAUGACUUCAUAUAGUUUGAACUAAAAUGCUAUCCCUAUUUCUCUGUCUUAGAUUUCUUCUCUCCCACUGUCACUCUCCUCGUGAAGUUUUGCAUGGAUUGACUCACCCUGAAAGGAUGUCCCCUUCCCAAGGAAAACAUCUUUGCAAUCAUACUGGUGUUGCUCCCUCAGGACUUCACUUCUGGCUGCCUGUCCUGGUUAGCAGCCGAAUCAUCCCAGCCCACUGGGUGUUUUUGCCACACUGCCUGUCCUACUUAGCAGCCAACUCGUCCUGGCCACAGUGUGCAUGUAUGGAAUGUGUGCCAACUCUCCAACUUCACUCCUUCUCUCAGACUGUCCCGCCCCUCCUUCUCUCAGUCUCUUGACUCCUCUUCUCAAUCUCUGGUAUAAUCGGAGGAGUCACCAGGUUACCUGUGCAGAGCCUGCUGCUGCCUAAGGACUGAGGAAACAAUGACAUCAAGAAAGAGAAAAAUUGACUUGGUGUGGAGGAUACUCAAAGAACAGUGGACUUAUGAUUACUUUUUUGUGCAGUACAAGGAAAGAGCUGUGUGUUUGAUAUGCCAAGAUAUAGUAUCUGUGUUCAAAGAAUACAAUUUGCGUCGACACUAUCAAACUCAACAUAAAGAUAAAUAUGAUUGUUUGGUCGGAGAAGUGAGAAAAGAUAAGAUAUUAAAAACUGAAAUAUAUAUUGAAAACUCAGAAAAAUACUUUUGUGAAGCAGAAACAACUAAAUACUUCAUCACUGUGAGCAAGUUUUCAAGUUGCCAAGCUAAUAGCAUGCACUGGCAGACCACUCAUGGAGGGAGAAUUUGUUAAAAAAUGCCUUCUUAUGUUGCCAAAGAGAUGUGUCCAGAGAAGGCCAAUUUAUUUAGUACAGGGAGUCUUUCAGAACCCUCAAUUACAUGAAGGAUUGAAGAAAUGGGAGACAAUUUGCAUCAGCAUUUGCAAAAAUCCCCCAAAACUUUCCUAUUUUUCCUUGGCACUUGACAAAAGUAAUGAUGUUCGUGAUUCUGCACAACUUCUAAUUUUUAUUAUUUUUAUUCAUGGGAUGAAUGACUAUUUUGAAGUCACAGAAGAGCUUGCUGUGCUGCAAAGCAUCAAAGGAACAACUAUCGGAAAGGAUAUCUAUGAAAAGUUUUGCCAAACUGUGAAUAGUUUGGAGCAGGACUGGGCAAAACUAGCCAGUGUGACAACUGAUGGUGCCCCUAGCAUGCUGGGGUCUAAGAAAGGAGUAAUUGCUCACAUUAACCAAGAUCCAAUAGCCACACACCGCCUCAUCCACCAACAAGUGCUGUGUAGUAAAUCACUGAAGUGGGACUCUGUUAAGAAAACUGUGGUAUCUUGUGUUAACUUCAUUACAAGUUAUGCACUAAACCACAGACAAUUUCAGGAAUUUCUGUCUGAGCUAAAUGUUGCCUGUGAAGACGUUCCAUACCAUACAGAAGUUUGUUGGCUGAGUCAAGGGAGAGUUUUGAAACAUUUCUAUGACUUACUUCCACAGAUUACAUCUUUUCUGCUUUCAAAAAACAAAGAAGUACCGGAGCUCAAUAAUGAGGAAUGGAAAUGGCACCUUGCCUUUCUGACAGAUGUAACAGAGCUACUCAACAGUUUCAAUGUGCAACUUCAAAGAAAGGGGGAGCUCAUCUGUGAUAUGCAAUCACAUGUGAAAGCAUUUAAAGUAAAAUUAGGCCUCCUUAUCAAACAAGUGAAGGAGGAAAGUUUCUACCAUCUCCCCACAACUCAAAAUCUGUUAGUGGAAAAAUCCUUUGGUUGCAUUCCCAAAUAAAACAUGUGUGGAUUCACUGGAAAAGUUGCAAAAGGAGUUCCACUUAAGAUUUAAAGAGCUUCAUCUCCACAAACAGGACAUACAGCUUUUCCAUAACCCAUUUUCUAUUGACAUUAAAAAUGUGGAUACAAUUUACCAAAUGGAACUGGCUGAACUGCAGAAUUGUGACUCUCUGAAAGAUACAUUCAAGUCAAGCAGCCUUCCUAAUUUGUAUGCAUCUCUCCCCUCUGAGACAUAUCCUAAUCUCAGGAACCAUGCACUCAAAAUGGCAACCAUUUUUGGCAGCACUUAUGUCUGUGAACAGACUUUUUCCAGAAUGAAACAUCUGAAAUCUCCAACCAGAUCUAGAUUAACUGGUGCACACUUGCAUCACUUGUUACGACUAGCAGUGACAAAUAUGGAACCAGACAUUGACCAUCUCAUUAGCCAAAAGCAGGUCCAUAGUUGCCAUUGAAAUACUGAGGCUGUACUAGUUUGCAGUGCCACCAGCAGUGCAUGAGUGUUCCCUUCUCUCUGCACCCACACCAAGCAUCAAUUAUUUUGGGACCCUGUGAUAUGAAAAGGAGGAAGGAGGAACAAAGUCAGAAAGAGGAGAUAAGACAGUAGAACCAGAGCUUGGAGGGAGUGAUGCACUUGGAAGACAGAGGAAGAAGCCAAACAUCAACAGACCUGUAAAAGAUGCACUUGGUGUCUACAUCCUGGAAAAGGAAAGGAAGUGGAUUCUCCCUGGAGACUUCUGGAGAAACACAGCUUUGACUCAACUUUGGUAUGAGACUUCUGACCUUCAGUGUGAUAAGGGGAUAAAUCCAUGCUUUUUAAGUCACUAAAUUGUAAUAAUGAGUUACAGCAGCAAAAGAAAACAAAUUAUGAUUGUAAUUAAAUAGGACUUUUUAGACUUUUGCCUCUGACCAAGGUUUGCCAUUAUACCUAAAAUAAUCAAACUAAACCAAAGAAAAGCAAAAACCAACUAAACAAACAAUAAACAUGAAAAACAAUUGUCAAGACACUGAAUAUCAAACAACAAAGGAAAGACCUCUUUUAUAGCCAGGAAACAAAUAAAAUGUCCUACAAUUGUCCCAGUUUGCUGAUUUGAGAGUAUUUUCAGACAAUGGCACAGUGAGGAUAACCUGGAGAACUCACUGAGUUGAGGAGACUGAGCUAAGAGUCUGGAAAGAAAAUGGCAAUAAGACUUUACAGAACAGAGAGUGUGGAAAGACACAGAGCAGCUUUUCAGGUAGAGAGGUCUUGAAGAUCUGCUUGUGAGAAACAACUUCAGCCUGGAGAAACAUCACUGGUACAUUGUACCAAACAUUUAAAGGUGAAAUAAUGCCUUAUCUACACAAACUCUUCCAGAAAAUGGAAGAGAAUCAUAUAUUAUAAGAAAUUAUAUAUUCCUUUAACAACAUGGAUGCUAAAAUUAUAAAUAAAAUUUUAGCAAGUCAAAUAUACCAUAUAUAAAAUAUAUCAUAAUCAAGUUGGGUUUUCCCAGAAAUUUAAUGUUGGUUUAAUAUUCAAAACCAAUCUACAGAGGGUGCCAAAAAAAGUAUAAACAUUUUAAGAAGGAUAAAAUUAUAAUACUCAAGUCAUAUUUGACAUCUGAAAAUUCUGCAAUUAUAAGACAUACAAGAUAUAAUACACAAGAUAACAAACUUUACCAAUAAAUAUUGAGUAUUAUAAUUUUAAUACUGUCUUUCCUUUAUUUAAAUGGUAUACAUUUUUACACCCUUGUUAUAUAAUUUGCCUUAUUAAUAACUCUUUCUUUUUAAAUGUAUGAUAGUCUUAGUAGCUGCAGUAAAAACAUUUAAACAAGUACAACAUUCAUUCCUAAUUGUAAAACAAACCUCAUAAAAAACAAAGAGUAGAAAAAAAUUUUCUCAACUUGAUAUAGGCAUUUAAGAAAAAUCUAUAGUUAACAUUAUAGUUAAUAUUAAGAAAAAAACAAGGAUGGCCAGGCUUGGUGGCUCAUGCCUGUAUUCCCUGCACUUUGGGAAGCCAAACUGGAGCAUCACGUGAGGCCAGGAGUUUAAGACCAGCAUAGUGAGCAACAUAGUGAGACCCUGUCUCUAUAAAAAGUAAAUUUUUUUUUAAAAAAAAGAAAGAAUAUAACAAGGAAUAUCCACUCUCUCCAAUGCUAUUCAACAUUGUAGUGUAAGUUCUUGAUGGUGCGAUCAGACAAGAAAAAGAAAUAAAAGGCAUUCAGAUAGGAAGAUAAAAAGUAAAACAGUCUUCAAGCACAGGCAAAAUGGUCAGCUAUUUAGAAUAUUCUAUCAACUACUGAGUUUAUCAAGGUUGUAGGAUAUAUGACCAAUGUAAAAAAAAAAAAAAAAUGACAUCUUACUUCUCUACACUGGAAACAAUAAUAGGAAAUAAAAAUUUCUUAAGAAUAGAAUCUAUAAUACCAUCAAACAAAUGAAACACAAAAGAAAAAUCUGGCCUUAUGUGAAAGAUAUAUAUACACUGAGAAAUGACAAAACUUUGCUGAGAGAAGUUAAAGAAGACCUAAAAAAUGGAGACAUAUUCCAUGCCCAUAAAUUAGAAGUCUAAAAAUUGUUAUACUCUCAAUUAUCUUCAAAUUUAUCUACAGAUUCAAUCCGAUCUCAAUACAAUUUCCUGAAGGCUUCUUAUCAAAUUUACAAGUAGAUUGUACAAUUCAUAUGUGAAUCCAAAGGAUCUAGGGUAGGCAAAACAACUCUAAAGGACAAAAUUGGAGGCCUAUCAGUACUUGGUUUCAAGACUAAAAAUGCUGUAGUAAUCAAGGAAGUGUGCUAAUGGCAUUGACCAGGUCUAAUGGAACUGAAGAGAGAAUUUGGACACAAACUAACACAUAUAGCCAACUGAAUUUUGUUGAUGUUUAAAAGGAAAUUCAGAAAAGAAAGAAUAGUCUUUUUAAAAAUGGUACAGAAAAAAUGAGAUAUUAGUAUGUAAAAAAAAUUCUGUGAUUAUUACUGUGCACCAUACACAAAAAUAAACUGAAAAUGAUUUAUAAACAUAUAUAAAAUUUUUAAAGAUAAAACUUC